UUUAAUGAAGUUCAUCUUGCUCAUUUCAUUUGCAUCAACUCAGAAUGGCUCAAGCCCACCUUAUUAUAGUUUCACUCCUUUUGGUCCUCGCCUUGUUUGUAGACCUCUCUUACUCCCAACCUAUAACCGAUCUAUGCCAUCCCCACGAUAAAAAGGUACUCCUCCGUAUCAAAAACCACUUGGGCAACCCUUCCUCGCUUUCGUGGGACCCCAACACUGACUGUGCCGGGUGGACCGGAAUUCAAUGCAACAGUCAAGGCCACGUCAUCAGGUUCGCAAUCAACCAGGCCUUAGAUAUCCACGGCCCAAUACCGCCGUUUUUGGACCGACUUCCGGCCUUGACCAGUCUCUACUUUGAUGGUAUUCCCAAUUUAUCUGGCCCAAUACCGUCGUACAUCGGUAAACUCACUAAACUUACUGAUUUUAGCAUCAUUGGAACCAACGUCACUGGCCCAAUCCCUGAGUUUCUGGGCCAGCUCACGAACUUGAACCUACUUUACCUCUAUUCCAACAAGUUUACUGGGCCGAUCCCUAAUUUUCUAGGCCUGCUCAAGAGCUUGGUUUAUCUCGACAUCUCUUCCAAUCUACUCACAGGCCCAAUUCCUGUGGCCUUAGCCCAACUAACCAAUAUUGAAAUCCUUUCUCUAAGCUCAAAUAAAUUGUCUGGCAACAUACCAGAUUUUAUAGCCCAAAAACUCAAGAGUAUAAAAAUACUAGAACUCAAUUACAACUCCCUGUCAGGCCCAAUCCCACCAUCAUUGGGCUUCUUGCCCAACAUCUCAUCAAUUGGGCUUGCCGGGAACCAAUUAAGCGGCCCAAUCCCAAAGUCGUUAGGGCGCGGUAAUUUAAAUUUUAUCCGCCUUAGUCAAAACAAAUUAACGGGGGAUGCCUCGUUUUUGUUUGAAAAGGCUAACAAAAACGUCAUGAUUCUAGAGGUUGCAAACAAUCUUUUAAAGUUUGACUUUACAAAAGUUGACUUGGCCCCAAGCUUAUCAACCAUGAAUAUAAGCCACAAUAUGAUAUAUGGAUCUCUCCCUAAACGAUUCAGCCUAUUUUCGACGGAUUCUGUUGAUGUGAGUUAUAAUCAACUUUGUGGCCCGAUUCCAAAUGGUCGUCGUUACAAACGGGUUGACCCUAUCAUAUUUGCCCACAAUAAAUGCCUUUGUGGUGGCCCAUUUCCUGGUUGCAAGUAACCAUGCAUUAUUUGUGAAAGUUGUCAAACGAUUUAAGGCUUUCUUGUGAUCUUUAGUUUGUUUUUUUCUUUGAGUUUGCAAUUGUACGUGGAUGUAAUGCUUAUUUGGAAAAGGCUAGGGAUACACAUGGUGUGCAAGAGCAUCUUGCACACCACCACUCAUUUUUUGACACCUCCCAAAACCUACAAAAAAUUGAGAGGGAAAACUGAUUCUGAAAACUGAGAUUUGAGCGGGAUUUUUUUCACAGAAUUGCGCCUUCUUUGGAAGUGGGCGGGACUAUUUUCAGAAAAUUGCGCCGUUGUUUGAGCGCCAAGUGAAAUUGUAAUGGAUUUCAUUUUCUUUCAUCUCCAUUCAUCUCUACCAUUGUCAAUCAAAGAAACAUUUGAAGGUAAACUAUUAAUCCAAAAAAAAAAUAGUUACCAUUCUAUUUCAUCAUCAUCUACGGGCUACAGCAAUUAUUUUGACUCUCCCUCAAUUUCCCCUUUCCUCCAUUGAUAAACAGUGAAAAUUAACACAUAUUAAAACCCCAAAAUUCUCCUCCAUAUUUUCCAUGUUUUGUUUUUGUUAUAAUUGAUUAAAACAAAAUUUUCAGGCGACAAAUUACUAUUUUCGGUGUACACUUAAGAUUUUCAUUGAUGGGUGAGUUUGUAUUCUCCGUAAUAUUUUGUUUGCAUCGAAGGUGAUGAGGAUUGUAACUGCACACAAGGUGUUCGACAAAAUGGUUCAAUGAAAAUGUCUUUAAUUUUAUUUCGGUUGUUCAACUAUUACUAUCGUUUUUGGUUUUGGAUCCGAUUUUGGGUUAUGGAAUUUGCAUUUGGAGUUGCUUUGAACGCUCCCUUACUCAUUGGUAUUGUCAGAAGGACACUUAGUUAAUUUUUCUGGAUGAUCAACGGUUGAACAAAACGUUCGAUUCUGGAGAUACAAUGAUCAAAAGCAAGACAAAUGGAGAUAGAAACAGGCAAAAAGUAAAUGAAGAACGAUAAAGUGAGAAUACAGAACUUGGGUUAUCAGUACAAGAGCUCGCUUCUCGAGCUGUAUCUCGAGCCAGGGCAAAAGCUGCUAAAAAUAUCAGCACCCCAAAUUCAGCUCAUCAGUUUGAGGUUUCUUGGAGAGGGUUUUGUGGCGAUCGUUCUCUACAGGGCACAUUUAGUGAAGGUUUGAUAUUGAUUAAUAGUUACCUAAGACUUUAGAAUGUGUUUCUGAGACAUAAUACUUGAGUUGUAUUGGCAAACAAUGAUGUCAAGUUUUGUGUUGAAGUAUAGAAUAUCGCCAGCAGAUGUUUAUGUUUCAUAACCUUUUUCCUCAAUUUUCCUGAUGACAUUCAAGCUUGUUUGUAUUUUUGGAAUGUCUAGGUCACUCAACCUGAUACACUAGCGCAACUAUUUAAAAAUGCUUUGACCUCCCUUCAUUGAUAUCGUCAAGUGUAUUGCAACCUUUAUUUAUUUAUGUAAGUAGAGGCAUCAUGAAUUGUUGUAUAGUCAAGUACUUCGUAUAUUGUUUCUGAUGUGGUGGAUGGUGGUGGUAGCAGUUAAAUUGAGUGUAGGUGUUGGUUAGGUUGUUGUUGGUUCCGAGGGCCGUGAUGCGUCGUUUGAUAUUUUUACUCCUUGGGAGGUUCAAACAGUAGAGCUUAGGCACCGACAACUCGGCAAGAGUCUUCUCAGGUGUUGCCUACUGAUAUCUGUUAGCUGCCAUUGAUGUUGGUCCGGUGGGGAAGGGUUCUUUUGGCUGCUGAAACUUCACGCUCGUACUUUGUAAUGGAGUGUUUUUGGGCAUCCGGGUCAACUGUUGAUCAGAGUUGACUUCUUCUUUAGUUUACGUUUUUUAUUUGGUUUUGUGGGCUUUACUUUUAA
This is a messenger RNA of Spinacia oleracea (spinach), 3043 nucleotides long. Its product is annotated as polygalacturonase inhibitor 2-like. Lineage: Eukaryota; Viridiplantae; Streptophyta; Magnoliopsida; Caryophyllales; Amaranthaceae. The transcript has 2 exons. The record is from RefSeq and is a predicted model, not a curated record. Gene Ontology annotation, molecular function: protein binding. Bases 45 to 1193 code for a protein of 382 amino acids.